Funneliformis geosporum is the source of this 1707-nucleotide messenger RNA. The record is from the annotation of a GenBank genome assembly. Lineage: Eukaryota; Fungi; Glomeromycota; Glomeromycetes; Glomerales; Glomeraceae.
AUGUCUUGGAAAAAAGAUAUUCGAGUGGUGGUUGGCAUAGAUUUCGGAACUACUUAUUCGGGAUUUUCUUACUGUCAUGUAGCAUCUGAUAACAAAGAAAUUAUUACAAACGACCAAUGGCCCGAUAACGCUGGUCAAUUUAAAACAAACACUGUUCUUCAAUAUGAUAAAAUCUUCGAAAAUGUGGAAAAAUGGGGAAAGCCUGCUUUAUCUAAACGAAGUCGAAGGGGUGAAAAAAAAUCAGAAACUAGACCUGUGGAAUUAUUUAAAUUACAUUUAGGAAAUUUAGAUGAAAAUUUAAGACCUAAGCUUCCCAUUAAAUAUAAAAAAGCUAUUACUGACUAUCUUGAAGAAAUUGGAAAAUUGAUUAGAAAUACACUUAAAACCCAUUGGGAUGAUGUAGAUUUAUUUAAGAAUGUCCUUUUGGUACUCAGUGUUCCCGCAGAAUAUUCAGAAAAGGAAAAGGCGAUAAUGAGAAAAUGUGCAUACAAUGCCAAAUUAAUUGACGACAAAUAUACACAAUUUUUACAAUUUACUACUGAACCCGAAGCUGCUGCGGUCUAUUGUAUGGAAAAUUGUUUAAAAGAAUACGAUUCGACUGGUAUAGGAACAACUUUCAUGAUUGUUGAUUGUGGAGGGGGCACAGUGGAUCUAACAACUCGAAAACUUGUAGGUGAAAAGAAGGUUGGUGAAGUUACUGAAAGAGCAGGGGAUUAUUGUGGAAGCACAUUUAUCGACCAAGAAUUUCUCAAGUAUUUGGGAAAUCUUUUAGGUCACUCUGCAAUCGACAAAUUAAAAGGAAAUAAUUAUAAACAGUUGCAAUAUAUGGUUCAAAAAUUUUGUCGACAUGCCAAACUUCCAUUCACUGGCGAAGAUAAAAAUUUUCACUAUGAAUUAGAUCUUUUGGACACAGCACGUGAAUUGCAACAAUAUGUUACCGAUAGCUUUAAAAAAUCAAUGGAUGAAAAGGAAUGGAUUAUUGAUAUCAAUUAUGAUGAUAUUAAAUCAAUGUUUGAUCCGAUUAUCGAUAGGAUACUUAAUUUAAUAACGGUACAACUUAAAAAUUGUCGUAAUGAAUGUUCAACAAUGUUUUUAGUUGGUGGGUUUAGUCAAUCGGCAUAUUUACAAAGUUGCAUUAAACUAAAAUUCAAAGAUAGGGUGAAGACGAUUUCAGUUCCUACUCAUCCCAUUGCCGCCAUAGUUCGUGGCGCUACAUUAUACGGUUUAGGAUUUUAUAACAAGAUCAAUAAUUUAGAAAAUGGGGAUAAUGUAAAAUGUAUAUUAACAACUCGUGUAUUAAAAUUCACUUAUGGCAUUGAAAUUUUUGAAAAUUGGAAAUCAACCGAUCCAAAAGAACGAAAGAAUUUUAGAGGCGAUAUUUUGAAAUUUCAUCGUAUUGCUAAGCGAGGUGAAGAAAUUGAAAUUGACAAAGAGAUAAUUGUAAGAAAUCUCUGUCCCAUAGAUCUUUUACAAAAAAUUGCGGUAUUCUCUAUAUAUUACACACGAGAAUAUGAUGCCGAAUAUUGUGACGAACCUGGGAUGGAAUUAUUAGGAAAGCUCAAGAUAAAUUUUCCGAAUAGUGAGUUUAAUAGAAAUAUUAGCUUUGGUUUAUCGUUUGGCAGCAUGGAAAUUACUGCCACUGCAAAAAAUGAAACAAAUGGACAAAACUAUCUUGCUACUUUUGAAAUAGAUAAAGAGAAUGAUUGA